AUGGGGAAGGGGGCAGAGAAGGGGGAGAGGGGAGGCCCGGCUGAUAGUGUGCCGGGGCAGCCUCGCGGUUUGGGGGAGGGGGCCAGCUUGGAGAACAUCCAGUCAGACAGCACCAGCGCAACCAAGGAGGACCUCCCUCCUUCUUCAAAGCCCGCUCCUGCAUCCUCCUCCACCUCUUCUAACUCCUCUCACAGACACUGGGCACCUCCUAAAGGAUUUUGGAGGGUAGCACGCCCAGAGACUCUGGUUCUGAAUAGGGUGAGCACUCAGUCUACUGUGGGCACUCAGACUACAAUGCCCAUACUCUCGUCUUUUGUACGUCUGAAGGAUGAACCCUCUGCGAAUGCCAUCCUCUCAGGGCCCCAGAGUAAGUCAAGACUGGCUUCUGUGGAUUCUGUAGACGAGGACAGGGACGAGAGGGAAGGGUGUUGGAACAUGCUGCGUUCGGACAGCCUGGACUGCUACCUGGAGAGGUGUGAUAAGAAAGAAGCGAAGGAGCCUAUGGAUCCCGUGGGGGGGCUGUGGAGGGCGGAGAGCUGGGAAAGUGUGUGCUCGCAGGAAGGGACGCUUUCGCUGGGGGAUACAGUGGAGGCCAACCAGAGAGCAAGAGGGCGGUCAGUGAACAGACGAAGGAACACCAAGAGAGGAGAGGAGAAAGGCGGCGUGGACAUCCCAUACCUCUGUGUUGACCAGAUAGACAAGAGAGAUGUGUCUCCAGAUGCAUCUGCCUCCUGGAACAAUGAGUGUGAUUUAACCAUUCCACAACAGGAGCUGCUUGAACUUCCCGGCUCACACUUCAACCCUGAGGAACUUCCUCUGAGCCCCAGACAUGAGCAGGCCAUGCUCCUGCUGGAGAGGGCUCGGUUAAAAGCCCGCUUCAAUCACGCCAAAGGGGAACGCCCUCAAACCCGCCGCUCCCAUUCUGCCCAGAGAUACAACCCCAAGAGGCAGCAGUCUGGGAUUGAUUCAGCACUGGUCCAAAAGGCUGUGGCUGUUAAACCCAAGGAAGAGCUGACAGCCCCACCCUCAUCAGGUCCACUCCUGGUCCCACAAAGCAGAGACCUCUCCCCUGGGGGGCAUAAUCGUCGGUAUGGUAACUCACCCACAAGGGUGCGGUUUGAGGAUGAAUCAGAGAAGGAGGCAGAGUCUCGCUACCUGGAUCGGGUGAGGGAGCGUGGGCGGGCCACGGGACAGAAAUCCAAGGGCACUCUGGAAAAGAAGGCGGAGUCUAGCAUAAGCAUUACAGGCCUUACUCCAAGACUGGAGGAUGUUGGUUUCACGAACGCUAAAUCUACCCAGGUAACAGAGGUAGUGGUGGUGUUGAGGAAAUGUGAGGCUUGUGGAUCCAUUCUUAGGGAUCCUCCAGUGCCCGAACCAGAGACUCAGUCCGGCAAUGCGGAGGAGAAUCAAGGCAGGAAGGUCUCUCGCUAUGGCCCCCCAGCCCAAUCAGACGGGAUCCCCCAACCAGAUCAGCCCAGCAGCAUCCACCCCAAAGCGGCUGGGGUCACCUUCGGUGAGGUCCUGAUUCUGGGAGAGGAUAAAGAGGGCGGGGCCGGGGGUGGAGUGGGGGAGAGGUCCUCUGGUUUUGGGAAGUUGAGGAGGCGCAGCAGGAAGGGAGAGAGCCGGCUGAAACGGGUCGGCUCGGGACAUGGCCCCUAUGGUGCCUCGUGGGCCCACCGUCGAAACUCCAACCCCAGAAACAGGGUCAACGUGUGCAGGCGAGCCGUCACCUUUGCUCUAGGCAGUCCUGUAGCUCUGGACCGCCCUCUGGUGGGAGCCUCCGGAAACAGCAGCCCCAAGGAUAGUGACGCCCCCACCCCGCCACUGCCCAUUAAGUCAGCUCUGAAGUCAGGCUGCAAGAGCAGGGCGAGUGGGCAGCGUGUGGUAAAGCUCCUGCCCUCGGUUCAGUAUCACCUCAUCAACCUGGAUGAGGGGGCAGGGGGAAGCCCACAGCAUGACCUCAUCACCACAGAGCAUCAUGGGGAGGGUCCUAUCUCUGCCCCCUCAGGGUCUCCCCCUAACGCCGCCUUAGUCCCCUGCAUCCGACCAUCGUCCCUCAGGUACUCCCCUGCAAGGAUCACCCCUGACCUCCCCCCUGCGGAACUCUGGGAAACUGCUGCAGAUGGAGCUGGUCUGGCGCUGAGCGGAGACGUGUGUCGAGAUCUGCUGGUGGCUCUUCCAGAGUGCCGCCCUGCGCUGCGCUGCUUGGGCGUGUCCCGAGCAGAGGACCUGAGGGCAGAGUUAUUGAGAGCGGAGCACCUGAAGGCAGAGGCUCAGUGGGAGGAUGGCCAAGAGGGGGCUCGGAGGUCUAUGGCAGAGCGGGACAGCAGACCCAAGCUAUCUCUGCGACGGUUCUUCUCCUCCAUCGGGCUGCACAGUGUGGGCAGGCUGGUGAAGGGAGGGCGCUCCAGCAGCAUGGAACAGCUCAGCAUCUCAGCGCCGCGGGCCAGCUCCGCCUCACCCAGCCCCACCCACAGCCCUCACACCAACACCCGCCUGCAGAGGACCCCCUCACUACAGGCCCUGCACACAGUGUCCCCACUGGCCCAGCUUCGGAAAGCCUCCUCUGUGCAGAGUCUGGAGAGGAGAGUGGAGCGUUCUACCAUUCUGGGAGAGGUGUCUGUGCCUAAAAGCCUGGCACCCAGGAUGAUCCAGAGAGCCCUGAGUGUGGAAGAUGUGUUAGCCCCUCGGGUGGUGCGUCCCAUGGGUCCAAUGGGUAGGGUCGUCCAGGCCUUCCCUGAUGGGACCCUCUGGUUGGAGCUCACCAGACCCCCUAACGGCCCUUUUGGAUUCGUCAUCUCACGGGGCAAAGGUCGACCGGUCACAGGUGUGUACGUGGAGCAGGUAGGGGACGGUACUGAGGAGGGCCUGUACUCUGGGCUCCUGGGUGUUGGGGAUGAGAUUCUGGAGGUGAACGGGGAGACAGUGGCUGGACUGACCCUGGAUCUGGUGACACGCCUCAUGACCCGUGACAGCACUGCCUCUAUCCGUGUCCUGCCACACCGUCGGAACCAUCGCUAAGCAAUGGAAUAUUCCAUUAUCCAUUUCAAUGAAAAAACACACUGGAUACUGCGCCAUGAUGAUGUCAUGACGAAAACUUGAGAAUGGAAAUAGGCAUAAAGAGAUAUUUUUAACUCAGGGAGAACAAAAGGAAGGACAUAACACAUCUCCUUUUCUAUUAUUAGGCCUAAUCUUUGAAGAUUCAGGCAAAUGUUUGUGAAUCAAAACAGAUAAAACAAAGCAUAAAGAAAAUGUUGCCCUGAAGAUGCAAGUGAGAUGAUCGACAGUGCCUUCAGAAAGUAUUCAUACCUCUUGACUUAUUCCACAUGUUGUUGCUGCAGCCUAAAUUCCAUUGAUUAUAUUGAUUUUAUUUUCUCACCCAUCUACACACAAUACCCCAUAAUGACAAAGUGAAAUCAUGUUUUUAGAAAAUGUUCCUAAUUUAUUGAAAUUGAAAUACAGAAAUAUCUUAUUUACGUAAGUAUUCACAACCCUGAGUCAAUAUAUGUUAGAAUCACCUUUGGCAAUGAUUACAGCUGUGAAUCUUUCUGAGUAAGUCUCUAAGAGCUUUGCACACCUGCAUUGUACAAUAUUUGCACAUUAUUCUUGAAAAAAUUAUUCAAGCUCUGUCAAGUUGGUUGCUAGACAUUUUCAUGUUUUGUCAUAGAUUUUCAAGUAGAUUUAAGUCAAAACUAUAACUAGGCCACCCAGGAACAUUCACUGUUGCCUUGGUAAGCAACUUGGUAAGUGUAUUGUUGGCCUUGUGGUUUAGGUUAUUGUCCUGCUGAAAGGGGAAUUUGUCUCCCAGUGUCUGUUGGAAAGCAGACUGAACCAGGGUUUCCUCUAGGAUUUUGCCUGUGCUUAGCUCUAUUCCAUUUAUUUUUAUUUAAAGAAAACUCCCUAGUCCUUGCCUAUGACAAGCAUACCCUUAACAUGAUGCAGCCACCACUAUCCUAGAAAAUAUAAAGUGAUGUGUCGUAUUGGAUUUGCCCCAAACAUAACACUUUGUAUUCCGGACAUAAAGUUAAUUUCUUUGCAACAUUUUGGGGUAGUUUUACAUUAGUGCCUUAAUGCAAAAAUGAUGCAUGUUUUGGAAUAUGUUUAUUCUGUACAGGCUUCCUUCUUUUCACUCUCAGUUAGGUUAGUAUUGUAGAGUAACUACAAUGUUGUUUAUCCAUCCUCAGUGUUCUCCUAUCACAGCCAUUAAACUCUGUAACUGUUUUAAAGCCACCCUUGGCCUCAUGGUGAAAUCCCUGAGAGGUUUCAUUCCUCUCCGGCAUCUGAGUAAGAAAGGACGCCUGUAUAUUUGUAGUGGCUGGGUGUAGUGACUGGGUGUAUUGACUGGGUGUAUUGACACACUAUCCAAAGUGUAAUUAAUAACUUCAACAUGCUCAAAGGGAUGUUCAACGUCUGCUGUUUUUUUUACCCAUCUAUCAUUUGGUUCCCUUCUUUGCAAGGAAUUUGAAAACCUACUUGGAAUUUGUGGUUGAAUUUGCGUUUGAAAUGCAUUGCUUGACUGAGGGACCUAACAGAUAAUUGUACGUGUGUGGCACAGAGAUGAGGUAGUCAUUCAACAAUAAUGUUAAAUGCUAUUGCACACAGGGUGAGUCCAUGCUACUUAUUAUGUGACUUGUGCUGUUAAUUAAGCACAUUUUUACCCCUGAGCUUAUGUAGGCUUGCCAUAACAAAGGGGUUGAAUACUUAUUGACUCAAGACAUUUCAGCUAUACAUUUUUUGUGAAUUUGUAAAAAUGUCUACAAACAUAAUUCCACGUUUACAUUAUGGGGUAUUGUGUGUAGGCCAGUGACACCAAAUCUCAAUUUAACCCAUUUUAAAUUAAGGCUGUAACACAACAAAAUGUGAAAAGGAGGUGUAAUUUCUUUCUGGGGUGUGAAUUCUUUCUGAAGGCACUGUAAAUAAAGACUGUAUAAUGAUUAUUGUGCGUUUCACAAUAAAUAGCCUAUUGUGUCAAAGGUGAACAUGA
Messenger RNA from Oncorhynchus nerka (sockeye salmon), 4984 nucleotides. RefSeq lists its product as uncharacterized. Lineage: Eukaryota; Metazoa; Chordata; Actinopteri; Salmoniformes; Salmonidae. Gene Ontology annotation, cellular component: nucleus; cell cortex; apical plasma membrane. Gene Ontology annotation, biological process: regulation of cellular localization; centrosome cycle; establishment or maintenance of cell polarity. The record is from RefSeq and is a predicted model, not a curated record. Gene Ontology annotation, molecular function: protein binding. The transcript is spliced from 9 exons. The coding region runs from base 1 to 3021 and encodes 1006 amino acids.